CCAUGGCGCAGCCGGGCCGCUGUCAUGUGAGGGGCAGGAAACCGACGCGGAGGAGGCACUCUGGGAAAUGUAGUUUCGGGGUUGCACCAGCAAGAGAAUCCUGGUUCCCAAGGUGAUUGCUGCAGGCUGUCUUGAGGCAUUGCUUUCUUCUGAGUUUCCAAUUUUAAGUACCUGAAAUGAUGUGAAGAUAGUUGUUCUGUUGGUCAGCUGCUUCCAGAUAUUGGUCAUGGGUCACCAGAAGAUGAUGUAGCAAUUCUUUCCAGGUGUUUCUCACUUCUUCUACAGUGUAUGAAACAGAGAAUAAGAAUUUCCAAGCAGAUCAAUAAAAGAGUGGUAUACAAUGCUUUUAAUGAUGGUAAUGGAUUUUUCCAGAUGUUAUUCUAAACACACUGACCAUCAUUUGCUGUGAUCCACUGCAGGAAGCAGAAAGAUACCAAGAACUGUCCUGAAGGAUAAGUCCACAGGAAAUUCUCAGCUGACCAAAAGGCAGACCAAGGAUCCAAUGAUAGCUGGACAAGUCAGUAAGCCCUUGCUGUCACUGCGGAGUGAAAUGAAUGCAGAGUUGAGAGGUGAGGACAAGGCAGCUACUUCAGACAACGAGCUGAAUGAGCCCUUGCUUGCGCCUGUGGAAUCAAAUGACAGCGAGGACACUCCCAGCAAGCUCUUCGAGGCCAGAGGAAACACAGUGCUGCCUGACACAAGCCCAGCAGACCAGCACCAACCCAGUCAGUCCCAUCCUGCAUUCCCUAUUGGACCUCAGCAGCUACUGACAGCCCAACAAUUAGCCUCAGCAGUAGCAGGGGUGAUGCCAGGAGGCACUCCAGCCCUUAAUCAGCCAAUCCUUAUUCCUUUCAACAUGGCUGGGCAGCUUGGGGGCCAACAAGGACUUGUCCUAACUCUACCUACAGCGAAUCUCACCAACAUCCAAGGACUGGUAGCAGCAGCUGCAGCAGGAGGCAUCAUGACUUUGCCAUUGCAAAAUCUACAAGCUACCUCAUCCCUGAACUCCCAGCUUCAACAGCUUCAGCAUCUUCAGCAGCUCCAGCACCAACAGCAGCAGCAGCAAAGCCAGCAGCAGCAGCAAAGUCAGCAGGCACAGACUCCACAGCCACCCCAGCAGACCCAGCAGCCACAGCCACAGCCAUCAGCACCACCACAGCAGAACCAAACACAGUCCCAGAGCCAGAGCCAACCUCCUCCAGCCCCACAGUCCUCCAGCUCCCCUCAGAAACCCAGCCAGUCACCAGGGCAUGGCCUUCCAUCUCCUCUUACUUCACCAAAUCCACUGCAGCUGGUUAAUAAUCCACUAGCAAGUCAAGCAGCAGCCGCUGCAGCAGCAGCAGCCAUGGGCUCAAUAGCAAGCUCCCAGGCCUUUGGCAAUGCCCUCUCCAGUCUUCAGGGGGUCACAGGUCAACUCGUCACUAAUGCACAAGGACAGAUUAUUGGAACAAUCCCAUUGAUGCCUAAUCCAGUCCCCUCCAGCCAGGCAGCAGGUGGAGCUCAGGGACUUCAGGUGCAGCCGAUAACUCCACAGUUACUGACCAAUGCCCAGGGUCAAAUCAUCGCUACUGUCAUCGGCAACCAGAUACUCCCAGUGAUCAAUACCCAGGGAAUAACUCUAUCGCCGCUCAAACCAGGCCAGCAGCUCCAUCAGCCCUCCCAGACGCAAGUGGGACAAGCAGCCUCACAAUCCAAUCUCCUGCAUUUGGCUCACAGUCAAGCAUCUAUGUCUCAAAGCCCAGUGCGUCAGGCUUCCUCUUCUUCCUCCUCAUCCUCUUCCUCUUCAGCUUUGAGCGUUGGCCAGUUAGUCAGCAAUCCUCAAACAGCCACUGGAGAGGUGGAUGGGGUUAACCUGGAAGAAAUCCGAGAAUUUGCCAAAGCCUUUAAAAUCCGGCGCCUGUCCCUUGGCCUGACACAGACUCAAGUUGGCCAAGCCCUAAGCGCCACUGAAGGCCCAGCCUAUAGCCAGUCUGCCAUCUGCAGACACACCAUCCUGAGAAGCCACUUUUUCCUACCACAGGAAGCCCAAGAGAACACUAUAGCUAGCAGUCUGACAGCCAAACUGAACCCUGGCCUUUUGUAUCCUGCCAGGUUUGAAAAGCUGGACAUCACCCCUAAAAGUGCCCAGAAGAUAAAGCCGGUGCUUGAGCGGUGGAUGGCUGAGGCUGAGGCCCGCCAUCGAGCAGGUAUGCAGAACCUUACCGAGUUUAUUGGAAGUGAACCAUCCAAAAAGCGCAAGAGGCGUACCUCAUUCACGCCACAAGCCCUUGAAAUCUUGAAUGCCCACUUUGAGAAGAACACACAUCCCUCUGGGCAAGAAAUGACAGAGAUUGCAGAGAAACUGAACUAUGACCGAGAAGUAGUUAGAGUUUGGUUCUGCAAUAAGAGGCAAGCACUGAAGAACACAAUUAAACGUUUGAAACAACAUGAGCCUGCGACAGCAGUUCCUAUGGAGCCUUUAACAGACUCUCUGGAAGAAAAUUCCUAAAAACAAAACUAAGCAAAACAAAACAAAACCACACAGAAAACAAAAUUGCACCAACAGAAACGCAACCAUUUGAACUCUGAGAAAAUACCUAUUCAUCACCCUUGUAAGUAAAAGACUGAGAAAACUACAAGAAGGACAGAACAGUUUAUAAAUGUCCAUGGGUUUUCCUAUUUAAAAAAAAAAUACACGACACUUAGUCUGUGUGUGUGUCGUAGAAUUAGUUCCCAAAAAAAAGAAAAAGCCAGUUUUUUUAAAUGGACUUAAAGUAAACCAAAUAACUGCUUACUUUUUUCUGUAUAUUAUGAAAAUAUGAACGCAUUUUAAGGAAAAACAAAAAAAAAAAAAAAAAAAAAAAAGAAAAAACUUUUAUCUGUUUAAAAGAGAAUACAAGCCUGCCACCUGGAGGAAUGAUUGUAGCCUUUCAGGUAUCAAGUGCUGAUUCACUAUGAAAACUAUUAACCAAAGUCAGAAACAUGGCAUUGCAAACUAGAUUGUUAGUCUACUCUUUUAUGAGUGUAAAAUUGUGUUAUGAAUUUUUACAUUUGUAUUUUGCAAAGAGAAAAACAACAGGAUUAGUUUCUCUCGUUCUUGUUUGCACCCCUGCAGGUGUGUACAAACAGGUGUUAAAGCCAUUCCAUAGUGGUCACCUCCUUUUCUUUUAGUCCAGAGUUUUGCAAUCUCCUAGUGUUUGGGUGCCAAAAAUAACUUCUUUUUAUUGUGAUUUGUGGGGUUUGGUGUUUCUCUUCUAAGGGUGUGUGUUUUGGUUUGCAUUUUUCUUUUUUUAUUUUUUGGUUCUGAUUCUAUUUACUGCCUCCUCCCCUCCAGCUCAUUCUCCACCCCUUCCCCAAACCCACAUAACUCAGUACUGUUUGAAGACUUUUAUAUUGAUACACUGAAAUGCAACAGAGGACCAAGAAGGAUUAGGAUUAUGUCUGAUGGACUGUCAGCCAUAAUUGCGCUUUUUGUCAAAUGUGUGGCUUGGGAUUUCUCUGUCCUUUGGCUGUGAACCUGCAGAGGUUACCAAAACUCAUUUUGUAGUAUAAAUAUAAACUGCACACUUGGUUUGAUACUGCAUCUAUAUUAUAGUUCCACUUGAAGCAAUUUCUCUCCAAAGUCUGCUAGCCAAAGAAAUUUUUUGAGAUUCUGAUGAAAACGAAUUGACAGGCCAAGAAGUGAUGAGGAGGUUUUGAUCGUUAGAUCACUAUGGACUGUUUCAAUGGUAGUGUUUUGUUUCUUUUGCUUUUUUUUGUGUUAUCCUGAUACUGAUGUUUGCCCUGUUAACUUCUUCAGUAGGAUGAUAUGUUUCUGCUGGUGUUUGCUGUGGCCACUGGCUAGCAUAAGCAACUGGGUUGUAGAGAAACCCAGUGAAUAUCCCUUGGUAAUGUAAGGUGGGUCACCUGCAAUAUUUUCCUUUAAAGACAGUUUACCUCUGUGGCUUCCUUUUUGAUUGGACAAACCACUAAAAUACUGUGGUCAUUGGACCUACAAGUAUACCAAUGCUUAGGGCAAAAGAAAAGUGUUUCAGGUUCUUGAUGGGGUAUGGGCUGACCUGUGAGGGUUGUCUGCAAUUUUCAUCUUUGGCUGAGUUCUGCUCCAGCCUUUAGGGUUCAGCCCUGUUAGGGUAAAAGCUGCGUCUUGAUCAGGUCUUCCCCAAAAAAAUAUCAGUGAUUUGGUUCAACUCACUGUAGAAAUGGUAAAAUUCUGCUCGUAUAACUCCUGAUUGCAGUCCUUGACCUUAGGAUGGUUGUACUGGAUUCCGGUCUACCCAGGAUGUUGAAGGAAGUUCCUGAAGUGCUGGAGUCUUCAAAUAACACCUCUUUUAUUAACAGAGUUUUCCAGAACUCAAGAACUCCAAAACUUAGUGAAAGAAACAGACUUUCAUUGAUUUCAAUAGGCUUUGAAUCUGGCCCUCACUAUUUUAGUAAUAGGAUUUGCCUUGUAGAGUGUGGUAUUUGCUGCAUGGCUGGGGGAGUUUUAAGGUUUCAGAGAACCAUUAUCAGGGCCAGAAACUGCUUCUAAAUGUGAGCACUCUCAAAGGUCAGGGUUGGAGAGCACUGACAAUCCAGUACUCCAGGAUGGGCUCACGUCCAGCAAAUGCAUUUUAGGCUUUAAGCUUCAGCAGGGUAUGUUUAAGGAUAUUUUCAGUAUUGCUUUUAUGAGGAGGAGAGUGAAGAUUGUUAUUGACUCUUUUUCAACUGUUGAUAUAUAAAUAACUGCUGGGGGAAAAUCACCUCAGUAACCACAGGCAAAUUGUGAGGGACAAAGAAGAUGCUUUACCCAAGCUGAGCAUGUAAAGUAAAGAGAGUCUCAUAGCUACAUCUGCCCCUCUGAGUUUUUGGGGUUUUUUGCCCUCUGUCUCCCAAGAUACCUAUAUCCACAGAAAUAUCUCUGUUAUCUAUAUCAAACAGCCCCAAAUUUGUGGCCACAGUUCAAUUUACAUAACGAUCAGACCACCAACCAGAAGCCAACAGGGAAGCAGGGAAGAACAGAUCGUAUUUGGAAGCAGACACUCCUGAAAUCCUACCCGAGUCUCCAGUACAGUCCUAAUUCCCCAGUCAUUAAUGCCACAUACACAAUUACCCAUUCAGUCAUCCUUAAGACCAUAGUCUCCUCCGCUCCAUCCCCAUCAACCAUUCUUUGCCUAAAAAUGAAAUUUCCAAUUCUCCCAGGGACUGCUCUAAAUUCCAUGAAGAAAAAUCCCUCAAGAAGAAAAGUUAACUAAACAGUGUAUGAAAGAUACUAAAUGUUUAAAAAUAUGCUGGCAGCAGUUACAUAAGCUCUUUUCUGUUCCAAAGUACAUGUCAGAAGGAUAAAACUAGGACAGUGAAAAUGUAAAAUAAAUAUAAAUUGCCAGCUUGGAAGAAAAAAUAAUGUUCAUCCCACAGUCUUAAAACCAUUCAUGUGCAGUGAUUUUUUUUACAGUUUUCUAAUUUUGUAUUAUGUUUUGUAAAUUAUUUAUAAAGUGUUGUAAUGCUUCUUAUAUUAAUUUUUCUAUAAACAAAUAUUUGCAAUGAGGCAUAAAUGGUGCCUGAACAGAUUCUUAGGAAGAUAAAUUAUGUGUGAGUCAUAUAUCUUUGGGAGGCCAUAAAUAUUUUGUUUUAUUUUGUUACUAGCAACAUUUCUCAUUUCCAUUUGUAAACAAUUUUCAUGUACUCAUAACAUUUGAAUACCUUUUAAUUUUGCAUGUGACUAAAGGAUAGAUUGCUACCAGCAAAUGAAACAAAAGUCUCUUCAGUCAUAUGUGAUUGUUUAAUGGUUUUCCAAUUUAUUGAUAAUUGAAUUUUUUAAAAUAUAUGUAUAAAUAUUGUUUGAAUAAUGAACCAAGGGUUCACUUACUGUUCUGAUUUUGUCUUUUUAUGUUUUUCACUAAAAAGCUAUUUUGGACAGUUGAAGAAAUCAAAUGCAUUCAAAUGGUUCAAAUUUCUUUAUGUUACUACUGAAAAAGAAAAAAAAGCCAAAAAAAGAAAAGAAAAUAAAUGAAAAGAAAAAAAAUAAAAAGAGAGAACAAGAAAGCAAAAAGGAGCUAGGAAGGAACAAGUAGAGGCGUAUCAAAGAACUCAAGCUAUAACCAAAAAGAAAUAUGUAAAAUGCCUUUGCUCGUCUUCUCAAUGCUGGACCAAAGCUCAAUGUAUGUAGGUAUAUGCACAUUGUAUAGAUAUGGCUAAAUGUUGCUGACAAUCUCGCAAUACUAAACUGUUACUAUUUAAAAAAAAUACAAAAAUAAAACUGUUCAUCAGUGUUUUACCUCAGCACUCUACUUGUACCCAGUUAUUGACCAACAUUCAAAUAAGAAGAUAAGAGAGUAAAUUGAUUUCCAUGUCAAUGUUUGACUGUAAAAUCUGUUUGGAAAACAUUUUGUAAUGAGCUUUUCGUCACGUGGUUUGCUUGUUUCCAACUCAAGAUUAUGUGGGGCACAUUUGUUUAUUUAUUGUUAAAAAGUGAUAUUAUUUAUUAUUAUUAUUAUUAUUUUUUUAUUUAUUUUUUUUUUUGUCUUAUGUGCUAUAAACUACAGAAUGGUCACCAGGGUCACUUAUGAAGCACUGCAAAGAGAUCUGUUUUUCCAUGCAUGGAGCAUGCAGCAGGAAAGAUGGCAGUACAAAAUGGACUGUAUUGUGUUGUUAAAAAAUAUGAAUAAAUGCAAAAGGAGUCAAUAUGGUGGACUUGUGACCAAGAAAACAAACUGGAUAUAUAGAAGCUCCUUACUACUCUGACUUUGAAACCAAAGCUGAUUUAUCUGCACAGGUUGCUUAACAUGAAAAAAAAAAAAAAACUGACAAAAACU
Lepidothrix coronata (blue-crowned manakin) is the source of this 6770-nucleotide messenger RNA. RefSeq names its product POU class 6 homeobox 2 (gene POU6F2). The coding region runs from base 503 to 2488 and encodes 661 amino acids. The record is from RefSeq and is a predicted model, not a curated record. Gene Ontology annotation, biological process: regulation of transcription by RNA polymerase II. Gene Ontology annotation, molecular function: RNA polymerase II cis-regulatory region sequence-specific DNA binding; DNA-binding transcription factor activity, RNA polymerase II-specific. Lineage: Eukaryota; Metazoa; Chordata; Aves; Passeriformes; Pipridae. The transcript is spliced from 14 exons.